Molecule: messenger RNA, 1010 nt
Organism: Paramecium tetraurelia
Lineage: Eukaryota; Ciliophora; Oligohymenophorea; Peniculida; Parameciidae
Exons: 4
Biological process (GO): ribosome disassembly; translational initiation
Cellular component (GO): mitochondrion
Molecular function (GO): ribosome binding; translation initiation factor activity
Source: RefSeq, a predicted model, not a curated record
AUGUUUAGAAAGGUGCCUGGAUAUUGUUUUGGAAAGUACAAAUUUAAUGCCAACAUCAUAAAUAAAGUUUCUACUUUACUCAAGAUUAAACCUAGUUUAGCAAAUGAAGACAUCAAUUUCUUUGGUGAUGUUAGAUUGUUGGAUUCCUAAAAUAAAUUGAUUGGUGUUUUUGCAUGUGAAGAGGCUAGGAAAAAGGCAGAUAAAUUGGGCUAAGACUUAAUCAUGAUCAAUCAAGAAAUUAAGCCUGCUUUAUGCAAAGUGUGUGAUUACUCUGAUGAACUUGCAUCUAAAUUCAUGAAUGACAUUGUAAAGAUUAAGGAAUAAUAAAAAUUGAAUGAUCAACAUUUUAAAUUAAGUCACACUAUCACAAUGUAAGAUUUGAAAUUGAAGGUUAAUUAAGCUAAAGAUUUGAUAAAAAAAUAAAAUAAUCUUAGAGUCACCAUUGUAUGUCCAAUUGAAACAGCAAUCCAGGCUAAGAGCAUUUUAUAUACUUUAAAAGAUUUGUGCUAAUCCUUUAUGAUUCCCAUAGGAGACGUGAAAACCAAGGAUUAUAAAGAAAAGGAAUAAUUUGAUAAAAAGAAAGAACAAUAAGAAUAAGUCUAAUUGGAUAUUGAAUUUGAAGCAAUCGAAAAGACUGAAUUGAACUUAGAUUUAGCCUAGAUAAAAAUCGAGAGAUUAAUCAACCAAUAUUAUUCCAGAAGUCUUUAGGAGAAGACAGAGGAUGAAUAAGAUCUUGCUGAUUUCUUUAGAGUGCAACAGACUGAAAAAGAUAAGAAAGUUGAAACUAAGGAGACCAAGAAAACCAAAUUGGAGGAGUUGAUGGAAGAUGAUGAACUCGAUUUCUAACUUCAAGAUGUUUCAACUAAUAACUAAUCAUGCUUUUUAAGGGAUGGCAAUUUAUCAAAAUAUGUGAAGUUGUAUAAAAUGAUCGAGUGGUCUUAAAGAAGAAAAUGAUAGUAAUUUAUAUGUUACAUUAAUUUUAUUAUUAUUAUGAAUUACAACAACUUUUA